UUCCUUCCGGCUACACGCACUCCAGCAACCCUAGCUUUUUUCCUUGGAAACGCAGCAGCAAGAAACAUCAAAACACACAUCGAUCGUCUUGCGCGUUCGUUCGUCGUGCAUGCGAUCCAUGGGUCGUCGUCGCCUCGGCACCGUGGCGCUCGUGGCCCUCGUCGCGGCCUGCUGCCUCCUGUACUGCGGCGCGGCGCCCGCCGGCGCCGGGCUGACGACGACGGACCUCGGCGGGGCACCGCUGCUGCGGGUGGCGGCGCCGUGCGACGGAACGCUGGGGCAGUGCGCGGUGGGGAGCGAGGAGGAGCAGGAGGUGGGCGGCGGCGGCGACGCGCUCCUGCGGCGGGCGCUGGCGGCGCGGCAGCCGACCAACCGGUACAUCAGCUACGCGGCGCUGCGCGCGGACCAGGUGCCGUGCAACCAGCGCGGCCGAUCCUACUACAGCAACUGCGCGUCGCAGAAGGCCGCCAACCCCUACCGCCGCGGAUGCUCCGCCAUCACCCGUUGCGCACGCAACACCAACUGAUCCAUAUCAUAUAUAUCAUUCCGUCCUAUAUAUCGAUGCUAGCUAGCUAAUCAUAUAUAUUUGCAUGCAUCCAAGAAGAUGCAGCCAUGGCAGAUCCACAUUGACGUGCCGGUGUGCAUGCAUCCAGGGUGGAGGAAGACAGGGAACAUAUAUCCAAGAGUGUAGUUGUUUGCAUUGCACUGAUAUGCAUGUUUGACUUGUGUUAUUUUUUUUCUUCUUGUGAUGAAUGAUCAACGUCUAUGUACCAGCUUAUUAAGUAGUAAUAGUAGUUACGUUCUCCAGUGGUUUGAUUUCUGAUGGGUUAUAUUAUUUUGGGAUUUUGUUCUUAUGACCGGCCGGUUGUACUGAAAUAAGUGGGUUCCAGAAAAAGGAGUCUGAUUAGCGUCUGACUAACUGUGUCACUAUAAUAACGAUAUAUUAUAAUAUGUUAUAUUGA
This is a messenger RNA of Sorghum bicolor (sorghum), 962 nucleotides long. Its product is annotated as protein RALF-like 33. The record is from RefSeq and is a predicted model, not a curated record. Bases 110 to 526 code for a protein of 138 amino acids. The transcript has a single exon. Lineage: Eukaryota; Viridiplantae; Streptophyta; Magnoliopsida; Poales; Poaceae.